Molecule: messenger RNA, 435 nt
Organism: Caenorhabditis angaria
Lineage: Eukaryota; Metazoa; Nematoda; Chromadorea; Rhabditida; Rhabditidae
Source: the annotation of a GenBank genome assembly
AUGUAUCCUUUGCUGAGGAGUACAAUUCAUAUAUUGGAACACAAGUCGCGCUUGUUGAAUUGGUUCUCAAGAAUUAUUAUUGAUGAUUUUCCCGAACUUCAGAAUAAUGUCGUGGUGAAAUGGAUGGUGCACAUUAUGAAGAUUUGUCGCUCUCGCUUUAUGAAAUUUGCUUCUAAUCACUUGUCUUUGUAUCCAAACCAGAAGCUAUGUGUUCUUCCCAUCAUGCUCGAGGUGAACAUCAUUGUACCCGGAUUUGGUUUCAGAUUGAAAACGCCUCUGAACAGUUAUCAUUGUAUCAGUCGGAAGGAGAAAACAAUGUAUUCCACAUUGCAAAAUGACCCAAGAAUGCCAGUAUCAUCGAUGGUAUCACAUUCGGAAAACGAAACGAAGUCGCGGUAUCUGGAGGUGUUGGAUUUAUCACUCAUAAGUCCAUGA